UACACCGAACGCGCACCAUGGAGAGCGCGAGCAACUUGUCGUUCGCCUAUCACCGGGGCCAGCUCCCCGCGCUCCACGGCAACACCAGUUUCUGUGGGAACUUCACCGACAGCAACAACACGAGCUUCGCGGAGGCGAGAUGCAACGGGGAGCGCGGGAUGACCGGCAGCCCGGAGGGCGACGCCACUCCGGUUAUCAUCGCGAUUGUCAUCACCGCGCUCUACUCCAUCGUGUGCGUGGUGGGGCUGGUUGGAAACGUGCUCGUCAUGUAUAUCAUCGUCAGAUACACUAAAAUGAAGACCGCCACCAACAUCUACAUCUUCAACCUCGCCCUGGCCGACGCCUUGGUCACCACCACGCUACCAUUCCAGAGCGUCAACUACCUGAUGGGGACCUGGCAGUUUGGAGACAUCGUGUGCAAGAUGGUGAUAUCCAUCGACUACUACAACAUGUUCACGUCGAUCUUCACACUCACCACCAUGAGCAUUGACCGCUACGUCGCUGUGUGCCACCCAGUCAAAGCGCUGGACUUCAGGACGCCGCGCAACGCCAAGAUUGUCAAUGUCUGCAACUGGAUUCUCUCCUCCGCCAUCGGGUUGCCUGUGAUGUUCAUGGCCUCCACCGCCGUCACUCCCUCUGGCAUUGACUGCCAGUUAAUAUUCCCCCACCCCUCUUGGUACUGGGACACCCUGAUGAAGAUCUGCGUGUUUAUCUUUGCCUUCAUCGUGCCUGUCCUCAUCAUCACCGUCUGCUACGGCCUCAUGAUCUUCCGGCUGAAGAGUGUGCGCAUGCUGUCGGGCUCCCAGGAGAAGGACAGGAACCUGCGUCGAAUCACCCGAAUGGUCCUGGUGGUGGUUGCCGUCUUCAUCGUAUGCUGGACUCCGAUCCACAUCUUUGUCAUCAUCACGGCUCUGAUCAAUAUCCCCACCACCACGCUGCAGACUAUCACCUGGCACUUCUGCAUUACCCUCGGAUACGCCAACAGCAGUUUGAACCCAGUCCUUUACGGCUACCUGGAUGAGAACUUCAAGCGUUGUUUCCGGGAGUUCUGCACCCCGCGUCCCUCAGUGUUGGAGAUACAGAACUCGUCUCGGACCGGACUCACGAGCCGCAAGCUCCCACAGCGCGACCAACACAGCGCCAACACCGGAGAUAGGUCCAAUCAACAGGUAUGACUAGCAUUGGAGGGGUCGUCGGUGGACUCUCGCUGUUGCGUUGCCAACGACGAUCUUAACUCAGAGGUCACGCAGGUCACCACAGGACUCUGACCACGCCAACGCAAAUUGACACGUACGUACAAACAAUCCAGGACAUGACAGAGACUCAAUAGCACCCCGUAACCAACCACGCAUCAUUACAAGACUCCUCCUGUGUGAAGAAGCACUUGCACUAAAUUGUGCAUUAACGCAAUUACAACUUUUAGUUUAGUUUUUACUACGAUAACAAAAAAGACUCUAAAGUGCAGAAAACAGACAGAUUAUAAAAGACACUCCAACAAGACACUUUUAUGACGAUGUUUUCUUCUGUAUGCUCCCGAUAAAGCUGGCCACAUUGAUCCAAGCCUCCUCAUCCGUAAUUCUCUAGGUUAUAAAACAAUUCGAUCAAUGCGUUGCUCUAUUUGCAGAGUUUCUAGGAUUUCCCUCCAAUAUAUCCCUUUCCCAACAGCAAUUUUCUUUUAGAAUUGUUCAACUGUGCGAGAGGACAGUUGUCCGGAAAUGUGGAUUCUCGGGUGUAAAGGAUCUAAUUGGAUUUGUGUUACCGAAUGCCCAAAAGCUCGGUGGCUCUCUCACCACACGAGGACAUCACCGGACAGGAGGCGUUAUUCAAAGUCAUUUACAGCACCAACUGUGCUUCUAACCCGCCUUCUGUAUGGAUCCCACCCGAUCACCACCGUGGGUCACUUCAAGAGGACUGACAUACAUGUGUGUGCUCUCUCUCCUCUCAACCCACCGAACCUUUUGUAGUUAUCUUUCUUGCCCUUUCAUCUCUGUAAAAAAGUGUUUACUGGACUUGUCAUGAUGGAGACAAGCAGUAGAGCACUGCGUGUUCCUCUCCGCUGAAUUUGACAAACGUCUGGAUGUACAGAAGGAAACCCGUCUCUCUUCGUCACCCUGGAUCCUCGUGCUGAACUGUGGAUCCUCUCAACAUAAAAAAAGCAAAGUCGGUGCAUCAGCGUGUUUGCACAGCGCACAGAGCAUGCUAUUGUGGUAUAUAGUGCAACAUAUGGCCCGACCAGUGUAUGAUUAACCACAGCUUAACAGCUGUUACAAAAUGUGUGGGUUUUAAUGGAGUCCCUUCUCCUCUGUGAGCCAAGGAUUGUAAAUCUGUUGUAACCUUUAGAAUUGCUUGUGCUUACGUGCUGUUCUGUACACUAUACUUGCCAGUUGCCUUUACAGAAGCUCUAAUCGAUAUUCUGUGUAUCAGUAUUUUUUUGUACGAUGUGUUAAAGAUUAACAUGAUUGUAUUAACUAUUAACCUCCCGUGUACAAUAGUGUAAGUAUUCUGGGUGUCUUUUGUUUUUUUUAUGAACAUGAAAUCAUGACUUUUCGAGGAAAUGAUUUGUGACGAUCACAGUUAUUGUGCCUCGUUUUGUCAAAUUGAAUCUGCCUUGUUAAACUGAAGAGAUGAAUAUUAAUCAGAAGGCUGUGUGUACAAUUUUAAAUUAAGAGUUUAACUUUGACUGUUUCAUUAUUUUUUUUGUACAUACAAGCAUAUUUAUAUCCGUUUAUAUUUGGUAUCUCUGCUUUGUGUGUUUUUUUAAAGAAUAUUGUGUCGACUGUUAUUAUUUUCAGUUUUUCAAGUUUCCAGCUGACAACUAUUUAUAAACAUGUUGCCAACUUGUCUAAGAUUCAAAUAUUACCAGACAGCAGAUGAGUUUGGCUUGUGUGUGGCACCGAGUGUCAAAUGCGUCAUUGCAAGUCACCCUUUUAUGGCCUGUCAUGUAUUUCAGGGCGAAAUGAAGAUUAAAUAAAUAGGUAUUAUUCUGUGCUUUAAAGCGCCGCUCGCUGUUGGCUGUGAUGAAUAGGUAAAUGCUGUUCCUGACGCCUGAGCAACAGAACCCCUGAUGCCAUGUGCUCUAGUUUUCAUCUUAGUUAUGUUCCUGGGCUCCAUCCAGCACCAAUGUCAAGCCUCCACAAACAAAUCCUCCACACAAUGAAAAACAGCAGUCAGUCUUUUCACAUGUUUGAAGCAAUUAUUUUCUCACAAGAUGUUUAGAGACAUAUCUCAGAUGUUACUUUAACUCCUUUAAAACAAGUAAAAGCACACAGUUUGAAAACAUAACAUGUCUGUAUAGCUCAGCUGCUGAACUGGGCUUUCUGGAGAAAGAAAUACAUGUUCCUUAUCGUACAUUGUUUUUUAUUAUCCAUUUCCAAGAUGUUUUCCUUUUACAAUGAGUCGGCUGGUGGGAACAUUAAAAAGCCAGCACGGGAGUUAAUGAUUUCUUAUUUCUAUAGCUAAAUACAGCUGAUAACCUUUCAAUUAUGAGGAGCCUGCUUUUAUCAAAACAAUAAAUACAUUCAGCACAAGCUCGACAGGCUUGGCGACAGUAAUUUGUUAUUAUUAAAACAUAAAAUGUAUUCCCAAUGAGAUGAAGAAAAUCAACAAACAUUUUCUGGAAUGAAACGUGACAAUUGGCAUUAAAACACAUUUUGCAGCAGGCCACACGUAUGAAUACACUUUUGAAAAUGUAUUUUGGAAAAAGGGAUUUCAUAAACUGUACACACGCCACCAAUUAAUUUCUUUUUUAUGUGCUUGCUUACAUGACUUGUGGUACAAUCAUGACUUGUAAAUGGCAUUUCUCAAUUUUUACUUUAUGGACAAUUCUCUGUAUCUGUAUCACAAUGCAUAUACAAAAAAAUACUGUUAUUAGUUGUCUAUGGAAUAAAAUGUGCUUCUAAAUCUC
Messenger RNA from Pseudoliparis swirei, 3904 nucleotides. It is a transcript of the gene oprm1, whose product is annotated as opioid receptor, mu 1. The coding region runs from base 18 to 1175 and encodes 385 amino acids. The record is from RefSeq and is a predicted model, not a curated record. The transcript has 6 exons. Lineage: Eukaryota; Metazoa; Chordata; Actinopteri; Perciformes; Liparidae. Gene Ontology annotation, biological process: G protein-coupled opioid receptor signaling pathway; sensory perception of pain; neuropeptide signaling pathway. Gene Ontology annotation, molecular function: beta-endorphin receptor activity; morphine receptor activity; G-protein alpha-subunit binding. Gene Ontology annotation, cellular component: neuron projection; membrane.